CUCUACGUUAAUGACACAAAGUUGCUCACUCAACCGCACGUGGUACCCCUUUCUGCCGUUUCCCACCUUGCCAUUGAUGGUGAAGCGGAAUUCACGUCAGUGGAGUUCAAGGAUCUGAACGGCGAAGCUGAAAGUGCACAGAGUGAGGAUAUGGCCAGCAGUCGCAGCAAAAGCUCCGCCAGUGAGAGCAAGGACCGGUUGCCUGAACUCGCAAGCCAGCCUGGCUUCGUUCGCUUGUCUCAGUCCCGUAGCAGCUUCAAUCGCAGACCCGAUGAUCCAGUCAUGGUACCACUAAACUCUAGUAUUAGACGCAGGGAAUCAGACCUCCAUGGGAUGAACGGAACCGGUGAACUAGGUGCAAUGGCUGCCUACGUUACUCUGUCUCAGUCGAGUCUGCAGGCGAACGCAGUUAAACGCUAUCCGAAAGGUAAGUACGACCUCAACUCAGCUGAAAGGAGUCCUGGGAAUGAGGCAAUUGCCUUGAAAAGUGUUGCCACUCUUCCAACUGCAGACAGUGACACCAGCGUGCGUCGUCCUCCUAAGUGUCAUCUAAAUGACUCCAUGCCCCCAACUGAAGCCAUUGCUGACAGAGAAAAUACAGCCCCUGGGUCUGCCCUAAAUAAUGUUGAACCAGUCUCUACUCCGGCACGCCGAGUCAGCUUUGAUCACGAUGAAUCAAGUGCUGUCAGGCAAAACCCGGCUGGUACAGUUGCAGUUGUCACGGGUGCCGGAGGUGGGACACAUAAAACAGAAACUAAAAAGGACGGUAAGGAAUAUGGCAAGAGCAAAAACUCCGAGGGCGAACCAGUGCUCAACGACUCCGGUAAUCCCGAGAAACGUAGAAAACGGGAAAAAGUUGCCAACGCCUUCAGGAAGAUCUUUCAUCGAAAGAAGAAGAAGUCCAAGGGCAAGAACAUGGCUUCGAGCAACCCAGCAGGAACUGGAGCUGGUGCUGCUGCUGCAGGCUUAGAGAACCGCAUGACUGAAUUACCCGACGACUCGGAGUAUGAGUCGGAUUACAGCUCCUCGGAUUCCAGUCUUUCUCUAGACAACGUGCAGGUGAACAAUCCUGCCUUUAUGGCCUCCACGCUACAUGGCGAUGAACCCGCGCUGGAAGGAAACUACUCAGUUGCAUCUCUAACGACAGACACCAGCACAUUUUAUCCAAGGCAUAUUGACAUGCCAGCUCCACCCAGUCCUGUCCAACUUUCACCCAGGCCUGUCCCGUCUUCACCGAAGCCUGUCCCAGGCUCAGGUGACCAUGAAAGUGGCGGAGGCAGUAGUACGAACAGUUUUAGCAGCGAGUUCGCCGGACAUUCGAUAAAAAGAGAAACUCAAAGUGAACUGCAAAAUUCCGAUGGUUCGCUCAUUCCUACUCCUGUUCAACAGGACUCUCAGCCUGCAACGCCACCCAGCUCAAAUCAGACUCAGUGGUCUCCUUCGGAUGAUAUUAAGAAACCUAUCCGUAGGCUGCCGCCCAGCCGCUCCAUCUCAGCUUCCAGCAGCGAUAGUUCCACCUUCGGCGGCAAGACGAAUGUUGUAAUCACGGUAGGACAGAGUGGUGAGUUCAAUGAGCGAAUGAACUCCUAUCGCAAGCGGUUAGCAGGUGAACAGUCAAAAGACGAAACAAAGGCACGUGGUGGUGCUGGCCGCCGCGGCAGCCACACUUCAAUCAGUUCGAUAUCCUCUGUUGAUUCAGAUAAACUGCAUCCUUCCGUCGAAAAAGUAAAGAAGGCUGCAAACGUGGAUUCACGUGGUAGGAAGACCAAACAACCACCAGCCCCCCAAACAAUCAUUGACCCGCGAACGAAGAAGAAAACGCCACCAUCUCCCAAAACAAUUGUUAUUCCUUCUGGAAGUAAACUGCCUUCAAGUAAGCAUACGUUAAGGUGUUUGGUUUAUUUUCGGCAUUAUACUACUACUACUACUGCUAAACUCUACGGACAAUGA
Dibothriocephalus latus is the source of this 1950-nucleotide messenger RNA. The record is from the annotation of a GenBank genome assembly. Lineage: Eukaryota; Metazoa; Platyhelminthes; Cestoda; Diphyllobothriidea; Diphyllobothriidae.